Messenger RNA from Ochotona princeps (American pika), 1365 nucleotides. It is a transcript of the gene SNRPN, whose product is annotated as small nuclear ribonucleoprotein polypeptide N. The coding region runs from base 514 to 1236 and encodes 240 amino acids. The transcript is spliced from 8 exons. Gene Ontology annotation, cellular component: U4/U6 x U5 tri-snRNP complex; U4 snRNP; U2-type prespliceosome. Lineage: Eukaryota; Metazoa; Chordata; Mammalia; Lagomorpha; Ochotonidae. Gene Ontology annotation, biological process: mRNA splicing, via spliceosome. The record is from RefSeq and is a predicted model, not a curated record. Gene Ontology annotation, molecular function: RNA binding.
AUACUCAACAAUAAAAUAAUUUGAAAUGCAAGUUAGUUGUCUCAAGCAUUUUAUAAAAGAUACUGAACCUCUAAUUCUGUUUUUUGGCACAGAAAGUUUGAGGAUAAAUUUCCCAAAUGUGGAUAUAAUAUCUAAAAAUAUUUAUGUCUUUUAAAUAUGAAAUCUCUGAUCUACUGAAUUACUUCUUAAAUACCUGAAGUCAGCAAGGCUGUGCCAGGCAAAAACCACCGGUCAAGAGUUCAAACUGUGUCUGUGGAUUGCAGGGAUACCACUGGGCUGCCAGACUACAAGGUUGGAAAAUGCUGGAAUCUGGAGUGGGGCCGAGAUGCCAUCAUAGACAAUGUGAUAUAGAUUGCAGUUAUCCCAAUGAGCUCCAUCUACUGUUAGCGAAGCUUCUGCACAGCUUGCAUUGUUUCUAGGAGAACCUUCCAUCAUACCUUUAUCUGUAGCCUUCCCUUAGGUCUAAGGGUCCUGAAAUUGUACUUUGGACGUUGGAUUUGGUGGAACAGCAACAUGACUGUGGGCAAGAGCAGCAAGAUGCUUCAACACAUUGACUAUAGAAUGAGAUGUAUCCUGCAAGAUGGCCGAAUCUUCAUUGGCACCUUUAAGGCUUUUGACAAGCAUAUGAAUUUGAUCCUCUGUGAUUGUGAUGAGUUCAGGAAGAUAAAGCCAAAGAAUGCAAAGCAACCAGAACGGGAAGAAAAGCGGGUUUUGGGUCUGGUCUUGCUGCGUGGGGAAAACUUGGUAUCGAUGACUGUUGAGGGACCACCUCCCAAAGAUACUGGCAUUGCUCGGGUACCACUUGCUGGAGCUGCAGGAGGCCCUGGAGUUGGUAGGGCUGCUGGCAGAGGCGUACCAGCUGGGGUCCCAAUUCCCCAGGCCCCUGCUGGAUUAGCAGGCCCUGUCCGAGGAGUUGGGGGGCCAUCACAGCAGGUAAUGACUCCACAGGGAAGAGGCACAGUAGCAGCUGCUGCUGUUGCUGCUACUGCCAGCAUUGCUGGAGCCCCAACACAGUAUCCGCCAGGGCGAGGGACUCCACCCCCACCUGUGGGUAGAGCAACCCCACCUCCAGGAAUUAUGGCACCUCCGCCUGGUAUGAGGCCACCAAUGGGCCCACCAAUUGGGCUUCCUCCUGCUCGAGGGACACCGAUAGGUAUGCCUCCUCCAGGAAUGAGACCACCUCCACCAGGAAUCAGAGGCCCACCUCCCCCAGGAAUGCGUCCACCAAGACCCUAGAAUAUGUUGCUCUGUCACAGUCACUUUUUCCCCUGCAAUGCAUCUUGUGAAAUUGUGCACAAUGUUUGUGAGCUUUUUGUCCCCACUUUCUGCGUUAAUAACUAAUAAUAAAUGCACAGAUCAAUUAAA